AUACUAGGUAUAUACAGUCCCGCAGGGGACAUCCGAUAUCCACAGUUAGUUCCUAACACAUUCGCGAGCCCUAAUUCUGAAUCACUCAGAACUCCAAUUUCAGAUUUUGCUGAUCGAAGGUGUCCAAACAUCUGAGACGUUACCAUGUCUUCAUCUUCCCUGCCAGCUACCACUGCUUCACUUACACAAGCUUCUGAAGCCACUAGCCCUUCUGAGGCCAUUUCUAUCUAUUACCAGAUACUUGCCAACCCUUCAUCUUCUCCAGAGGCCCUAAGAAUAAAGGAGCAGGCCAUCUCCAAUCUCUCUGAUCUGCUUAGGCAGGAAAAUAGGGCAGAGGAACUUAAGAACCUUCUGACCCAACUUCGGCCCUUCUUUUCCUUGAUCCCCAAAGCAAAAACUGCAAAAAUUGUUCGUGGAAUUGUUGAUACGGUGGCCAAAAUACCUGGUACAUCUGAUCUUCAGAUUGCCCUAUGCAAGGAAAUUGUGCAAUGGACACGUGAUGAGAAGCGAACUUUCCUUCGUCAGCGCAUUGAGGCAAAACUCGCAGCUCUUUUGAUGGAGAACAAGGAGUAUUCUGAAGCUUUGGCUCUCCUUUCUGGACUAAUCAAGGAGGUGAGAAGAUUAGAUGACAAGCUGCUUCUUGUGGAGAUUGACUUGCUAGAGAGCAAGCUUCAUUUCUCUUUGAGGAAUCUUCCUAAAGCCAAAGCUGCACUUACAGCUGCAAGAACAGCAGCAAAUGCUAUUUAUGUUCCUCCAGCACAGCAGGGCACGAUUGAUCUGCAGAGUGGGAUUCUCCAUGCUGAGGAAAAAGAUUAUAAGACUGCUUACAGUUACUUCUAUGAGGCAUUUGAAGCUUUCAAUGCCCUUGAAGAUCCCCAGGCCAUAUAUAGCCUAAAGUACAUGCUGCUGUGUAAAAUCAUGGUCAGCCAGGCUGAUGAUGUGGCAGGAAUAAUAUCAUCCCCCAAGGUGGGCUUGCAGUAUCAGGGCCCAGAACUUGAUGCAAUGAAAGCAGUUGCUGAUGCUCAUUCAAAACGCUCUCUUAAGCUCUUUGAGACUGCACUUCGGAACUUUAGGGCCCAGUUAGAGGGAGAUCCUAUUGUCCACAGGCACCUCUCAUCACUGUAUGACACUUUGUUGGAGCAGAACCUUUGCCGGUUGAUUGAGCCUUUCUCUCGGGUUGAAAUAGCUCACAUUGCUGAAUUAAUUGAGUUGCCGGCUGAACAUGUUGAGAAGAAAUUAUCUCAGAUGAUUCUGGAUAAGAAGUUUGCGGGCACUCUGGACCAGGGGGCUGGAUGCCUUGUAAUUUUUGACGACCCAAAGACAGAUGCUAUAUACCCAGCUACAUUGGAAACUAUUGAGAAUAUGGGCAAGGUGGUUGACAGUUUGUUUGUGAGAUCUGCCAAGAUAAUGGUUUGAUGCCCUCUUCUGCAUUCCCUCUUUGCCGUCCUCUCUACUGAGUCCAUGUUGAAUUUUGUGUCCGUUUCACUACAUUUUUAAGAUGGUUCACUUUAUUCCUACAAUGUCGUAUCAUCAGAACUGUUGGCAGAUUUGUGUCCCUUUCGCUGCUUUUUUUAAGAUGGUUCAGUUUAUUCACUUUACAUCAGGACUCUUGGCAGAUUUGGUCAGGGUGAUGGAUUUAUUAUUUGCAUCUUUGUACUCUAUUAGGUGUGUUUAGUUGUUGAACAUUUUGGUA
Molecule: messenger RNA, 1693 nt
Organism: Coffea eugenioides
Lineage: Eukaryota; Viridiplantae; Streptophyta; Magnoliopsida; Gentianales; Rubiaceae
Product: 26S proteasome non-ATPase regulatory subunit 11 homolog
Exons: 2
Coding region: 145-1416 (423 amino acids)
Biological process (GO): ubiquitin-dependent protein catabolic process
Cellular component (GO): proteasome regulatory particle, lid subcomplex
Molecular function (GO): protein binding; structural molecule activity
Source: RefSeq, a predicted model, not a curated record